AUGACGCCUUUUUUGUUAAAAGAGAAACCCCGAGAAGACUCAACGAAGCUUGUUUUGAAAACAGAAAGAAAACAACAAACAGAAAGAGAAAUGGAUCUGAACUACCGCGAAUCGGACGAAGAAGUCGUCAAGAUCGAGCCCAACUCUUCGAUGAGCAUGGACGGCCAAGACAUGACAUUCGGCCUCGGAACCGGCCUCGACCAGCUUCCCUUCGGAGCCAUUCCCAGUCAACAAGCAGUCGCGCAGCCAGCACCCCGAACCCCAGCCAACCCUACUGGCGGCAAGAAAGUGUCUGGGCGAGUAGAACGAGCUGCCAGAAUCGCGGAAUUAUUCGACGCUGGAUCUCCUCGAGUCCGACUUGACCACUUCGUCUACAAAGUCGAUGACAAUCCGGUCUUCGACGCUGCUCGAGUCUUUCUGGACGGCGAGUGUCAAAACCUUGUCUAUUGCUGUGACCCGAAAUGCGCCGAAAAACCCACCUUCAAACGAUUUUUUAGUGGAAUGGAGCGCAGAAGAGCUUUCAAUACUUUGAAGCCUCAACGCUCAAAGUUCUAUCAGCACUCGGAUAAUAAUCAUGGCACUUAUUAUCGGUUCUUACGGGGCUCCACUGUCAAAUCCCAUACCAAAGCCAGUCAAGCCAAGAAUGCUCAGCAGCAACAACAGCAAUUGGCCUCACUACAGGCCGCCCAAGCGGCUCAAAAUCUUCCAAUGCCUGGCGUCACUGGAAUGCCUGGCACUUCUGGACUGAACAUUCUCCCUCAGCAAGUGCUGCCAAAACCACCAAAGCAGCCGAAACAGAAGAAGUCGCCAGCUGGCGGAGUAAAGGCAGCACAGAUGCAAGAGUUUGUCGCGAUCUGCUCGGAUAUCAUGACGAAAGUGUCCAAACACGAGCUUCCCGGCGACUUUUGGACUUCCGAGGAAAUGUUCGAGUUCGUCUACGGCCUUGUCGAGCGACAACAGCGCGGAGAACCAGUCACUCAAAUCACCAUCGAAGAAGCGCUCGAUAAACUGAAGACACGCCACGAGUUCAAAGAGCAGAACAUUCUCGCCAUCGAAGACGGAAUGGCGCCUCCGACCAAGAAAAUGAAAGUGGCAAACGACGAAGACGUCCGCACCAUCGUCCAAAUCUGGGAAAGCCAGCCAAUGCGGAUUUCGCUCGAAGACCAUAUCUUCCCAAUUGACGACUACAGCCAGUUCUCUAUCUCCCGAGUUCGAUUGGACGGCGAAUGUCUUGGCUUGAUGCGAUGCAAUCAUCCUCUCUGCGCCGAAAAGCCACUAGCCGACCGACUUCACAAGAUUUGGUUCUCCUCGCGCACCGGGCAGCCACACAAGUACUCGGUCCGUCGCCACCACGAGCAGUGCCACUUCGGAAAGAUGCUCUCUCGAUCUCAAAUCAUCGACGCUGCUGCCCUUGUGAUUUCCGACUCGCAGCUUCCACUCGAUAGCUGGUCCAAGCCAUCAUUCAAGCACUUCAUCUCCAGCUGCGGCCAGUCGACCACUUUCAACAAGAACACGAUCUCCGUCGAGGAAAUCGUCGCUGCGAUGCGAAAAGCGAAUCGACCUCUUUCCGAAUCUCAUCGAAUUGAGCUGAUCAACGCUGGAAAAGCGAUUCUCAUCUACGAAACGGAUCCAAACCGGGCUGAAGUGAAACCAGAGCCAAUCGAGAAGCCGGAAGAAAAUGACGGCAUUCAAAUUGAAGAAAUUGAAGGCGGAAUCGAUGAUUCCAUGGGAGAAGACAUGCCCUUGUCCGAUUUGCUUAACCAGCCACCGAAACCGCCUGCUCAGCUUUCGCUAGCCGCAGUAACUUCUGCAUCUGGCGAUGGCGGAGGAACUGCCACACCAUCUGCGGCGUCAGGCGGGAUGCCAACUGGUGCCACGGGCACCUCCAACGCUGCAAAGGCUCCACUUCCUCCCGGGAGCGCCGCGGCGGAUGUUGUAGCUGCUGCGAAAGCUGGUAACGCUUCUGCUUCUGGUGGUGCAACUGGGGAUCCUCCCGGCGCCGAAAGUGACGACGACGACCUCGAAGACGAGGAUGAAGAGAUGGAGGACGAGUCCGACAUCCCGAUAGACCAGGAGAUCGUCAAAUAUCCUGGGAAGUGCACGGACCUCUAUGCGGUGUACGAACGCUGGGCGCCGAUUCUGUCCACAGAAGCGAAAGAAAAGCUCGUGGCGGACUUUUCUCUGAACGAUCCUCUGUACCAGAAGCCAGAGGACAUCGAAGACCCGGAACUGCGACUGACGAUUCGAGACGAAUGGGUGACUGUCUUCCCUGCCUGGCUGGCCAACUUCAAGCCCAUGAAUGCGAAGGACGACGGCUUCCAGCGGAUACCACUUUCGGACAUUCUGGCGAUGCGGCGAAUGUACAGAACUGAACUUCAAGCCCGCCGCGCUGUCCCUGCGAAAUAG
Molecule: messenger RNA, 2406 nt
Organism: Oikopleura dioica
Lineage: Eukaryota; Metazoa; Chordata; Appendicularia; Copelata; Oikopleuridae
Source: the annotation of a GenBank genome assembly